Messenger RNA from Malassezia sympodialis ATCC 42132, 735 nucleotides. Its product is annotated as kinetochore Spc25 family protein. Gene Ontology annotation, biological process: chromosome segregation. Lineage: Eukaryota; Fungi; Basidiomycota; Malasseziomycetes; Malasseziales; Malasseziaceae. The record is from RefSeq and is a predicted model, not a curated record. Gene Ontology annotation, cellular component: Ndc80 complex.
AUGAAGUCAGAAGCGGACGAGGCUGGGGACACUUCGAGUGUUCCCACAGGCGUGCUGGACUUUUCCGAACUCGAUUCAAGUAUUCAGUCCUUCACGCGCCGCUUCGACGACUAUGUCCAGUCGACUAUAGCUGCUUGUGAAGAGCAGCGUAUGACCGCGGAUGGUCAGCGCGUGGAGGAUCAUGCGCGCAUCAGGGAGCUUGAGCGUGAAUGUGAAGCAACCAAGCAUGCACAAAAGGAACUGUGGGAAAGUGUGGCCUCCGAGCGCGAUGCCGACGCCAAGCUGCGUGCCAGCGUACAGGAAUUACAUGCGCAGCGAGCCACCCUUUCACAACGCACAGUGAGCCUUCAGAGUGAAGUAGCAGAAGUACGCGCUCAAAUGGAGGCGCGUUCCCGUCACAAGCAGCAACUGAUGGAGCGUCUGCGUGAGCAAGUUGAGCGGAAUGCGCCGGAAUUGGCGCAACUGCAGCAUCUGACGGGCUGCGUGAUCCAACCUUCCCUCCGAGAGGGGCUAAUUGAUAUCCGCUUUUCCCUUUUAUCAGAGGACGACCCCGACCGUGCGUACACUGUGUCGCUGGACGUGUCCAAGUCCGAGUAUGCCGUGGCGAAAUGUGAUCCGAUCCUGCCUGGAGCAACGAUCCGUACGCUUGUCCGCCAAGUCAACGCCUCAGGCGACGUGUAUGCCUUUAUUAAACAGGUGCGCCGAGCUAUGAUCGAGCGCAUCCGCGCAACCUAG